Messenger RNA from Clarias gariepinus (North African catfish), 3095 nucleotides. RefSeq names its product T cell activation RhoGTPase activating protein b (gene tagapb). Gene Ontology annotation, biological process: signal transduction; regulation of Rho protein signal transduction. The coding region runs from base 213 to 2171 and encodes 652 amino acids. The transcript is spliced from 10 exons. Lineage: Eukaryota; Metazoa; Chordata; Actinopteri; Siluriformes; Clariidae. The record is from RefSeq and is a predicted model, not a curated record. Gene Ontology annotation, molecular function: GTPase activator activity.
AGAGGCCGCAUGGGUGCAGCCAGUCCAUCAGUGGGUGCAAUUCGUGCUUGAGAGUCACGUGUACGCGCUCUGUGGAUCAGUAACUCAAACCAUGCUGUUAUUUUACCUGCAGUUCGCCUGAAGUUAAAGAACGCUGGUUAGAUACUGUUCACAGGAAAACUGCACAGGCCAGGAAGAGAACUCCUACGAUUUCCCCACCUCCAAUUGUCCUCAUGAAGGUCUUGAGCAGCACUACCACAAAUAAAUCUCUGAGUGGAGGAGGAAUGGAGGACGGUGUCAUCGACUUGCAAGCUAAUGCUCUCCAUGGCAGCGGCAAUGGCAACAUCUCCUCCCCGCAGUGCAAGCCCGAGAUGGUGAUUGAACAUGAUGGUGGUAAGAAGGGCCUGCUCUCCAAGCUGAAGAGAAGAGACACACACACAGGCAUACCCACACAGCCAGGACACAAGACAAGCCAGCUGUUUGGACAACCUCUUCCUAAAGAUGCGAAAAUCCCCAAACCUAUUGCUGAACUUCUCGUGCUGCUGUGGAGGAAAGGUCCCGAGACAGAGGGAGUUUUCCGGACAGCGUGUAACAGCAAAAACCUAAAUGCUGUCCGUGACCAGCUCAACUCUGGGGUGGCGGUCGACUUAGAAGCAUUGCCUGUGACUUUGCUGGUUGGAUUGUUGAAGACUUUCCUGAGGGAGCUUCCAGGUAGCCUGCUGGUGGCUGAGCGCUACACUGAGUGGACAGACGCACUGGUGAAAGUGAAUAAAGAAGACCUACCUGCUGAGUUAAGAAGGAUUGUUUCCAAACUUCCUGAAGCCAACGGCGUCCUGCUGCAGCACCUGCUCUGUUUGCUGUGCCGCAUUAUCCAGAGAUCAGAGAAAAACAAAAUGGAUCCCAAAAACUUGGCCAUCUGCAUCGCUCCAACUCUGCUACAGCCUGGCAGCCUAAAGCUAGAUGUGAGCACGGUCGAAAAGGUGACAAGCAUAACCCAGUUCCUGAUUGAAAAUUGUUGUGAAAUCUUUGGAGAAAAGAUCCUGACUCUGCUUGGAGACCCGGAGGAGGAGCUGGGACAUGUCUCAGAUACUCUGCCUUCACACCAGCACCACUCCGAUUCUGACAACACCGAUGGAGAGAAUUGUGAAGCAACAGGACACACACACCAAGCAUGUCCUCAUAUCCAUAUCCAGUGUUCAGUCAAUCAUUCCCACUCCUCAGAUGAUAUUUUCGAGACUGUCACCAAGCCCGUUGACCGGCGCAGCUCUGAGCCUGCCAUCUUUUCCUUGGUCGGAGUGAAGGAACUCCAAUUUCUGGCUCGGAGUCACGACGACUGUUCCUCUGCUAAGGAGUACGAAGAACAGACUCUCAAGAAGCAAAACUCUGAUGAUUCCUUUCUAAAACCACAGAGAAGACACUUGCAACCUUUACUGAGAAAAACCACUGGCAGUCUAAACCUCGAAGUCCCGGUCAUCAACAAAACCUGCUCUUGCUCUUCAACUUGUUCUCUGGAAAGCACUAACUCUAACAUCUCUGAGAAUUCAGUGUUUGUCAGCUCUCCUUUACCUUCUCCUUCCAGCCCUCGGAAAACACAACCUGAGCGACAUAUGUCUCUUAAUGGAAAAUCUAAAACGGAAGCAAAUUUGAGGCGUCCGUUCCCAUUUAAGAGAGCCAAAAGCCUGGGAAAUUUCUCCAUUAACAGGGGAAGUGUCAAGAAAACGGAGGGACAAAAAGAGGGAACUUUUCCAUGUGGAACAUUGCAGGAGGACUCUCAGAACGAGACGGAGGUUCAGGACGUGCCGUUGAGGCGUCAAAGACCACUCUCGGCCAUGGAGGUCUUUGAGCAUGUAGACAGACGUGACCCUGGAAGUCCGCCAUCCUACAAACAGGCUCUACACUCUGGAGCCCUGCAGGCACCUCCGAAAUACCGUUCCAUGACUGUGCACGAUGCAAGAGAGCUGGGCCAAAGAUCUCGGCCCACCUCCAUGAACGAUUACAUCCUGGACCCUUCACCUGUUAGCCAACUUUUGGACAGUUUUACCCUUUCGAACAAUGGUUUACCUCAGCAGAACGCAUUUAGGCAAAGGGCCAUGUCUGAGUCGGUAAGCUGCACCAGAAUGGAAAAACUCAAUCGUCGAUGUAGUCAGCCCGUUUUCGAGGAAUCCUCUUAUGCAAAGGAGUCAUAUGUGUAAAUUAUAACUUGCGUUGUUUUGUUGUUUUUCACAAUGUGCUUGCUAGUCUGACACGUUCCCUAUAAGGCAGUGUUGAUGUUUUCUUUGUUUGUCUGUUUGUUUCUAACAGCUAUUUAAUAUGCUAAUGUAAAAAUUAUAUCACCAGUCUAAAGCUACGUUUCUGUAAAUAUUAUAAUGUGUAAAUAGAACAACCUUUUUUGGUAAUUUUGGCAAAUUCACAUAUUUACUUUUGCACUGGAGCUACAAGGCUAAUGUUGCUAACAAGUAAGAGAAGUCGGAUACAGCUGCCUCAAAUCACUGCAAUGACUUCAGUAAUCUUAUGCACACUUACCAAUGUAGUUUAGGACUAUAAUUUAUAAUCUGUAAACAUGAACUAAACUUUACUGUGUAGCUAAAUACUGUAAAGUCAUAUGUAGGCGGCCAUCUUGAAUUACUUCUUUCUUUAACUUAAUUAGGCAUCGUUUUAGCCCCAUAAGCCUCACCCCAAGUUUUUAAGAUACUUUUUUUUUUUUUUUUUUACAGAAACUUGAGUUUUUGCAGAUGGUCACAGGCACCUCCUGCUGUUUUAUAAAAGUGUUUAUUUAAAUAUAUAUCAUAUUUGAAAAAAUGAUGUUGGCUUGCAUUUGUAAAUGCAACCUUUGUUGGACAUUUGUGGCUUAAAUCUUAAGAUGCAAACAACAGCACCAGUCAUGUCCUGACUGAUUGACUACAUUUGCACAAAAUGCUGUAUAUUUUGUUUCAACCAGUACCCUUUAACCAGUUCUCUUUCUGACUGUUUGGCUAAAGAGUUUAGUUUUCUAUAUUAGCGUCUGGCACUUUCACAAUGACACUUGUACAUUAUGUAUAUGUUUGUUUGUGUAUAUGUCUAUUUUAUAUGUAAACAUCCUGCUUUCCUUCACUACAAUAAACAUCAUGUUAUAUGAA